AUGUCUGCCCCUGAAGUCACCAAGCCCGUCGAGGAGACUGUUGCUCCCGUCGCCGAAACUGCCGCUGUUGAGGCCGCUCCUGCUGUUGCCGAGCCUGCUGCUGAAGCUCCGGCUGAGGCCGCCACCGAGGCCACCGAGGCUCCUGCUGCUGAAACCACCGAAGCUGCUGCUGAGGCUCCCAAGGAGGAGGCCAAGGAAGAAGUCACUCCCGCUACCGAUGGCACCCUUGGUUACAAGGGACCUGGUCUCGUCAAGAGCUUCCGCUUCACCAAGCGCUUCUUCUACUUCUCUGACGAUGCUGUUGAGGCCAAGAACUUGGUCGCUUACGUCGCCUCCGAGAAGGGCUCUGCUGCUGCUCAGCGCACCGCUGCUUGGGCCACCCAGACUGGCAAGGGCCUCCUUUUCUUGACCAAGCGUGCUGAGGACAAGGCUACCCCUGCUGGUAUCUUCAACUUGUCUGAGGUCAGCGACAUCACCAAGGAAGGAUCCUCCGAAUUCUUCUUCAAGACCAACGGACACAAGCAUGUCUUCCAGGCUAGCUCCACUGCUGAGCGUGACAGCUGGGUUGCUGCCUUGACCACCAAGUCCACUGAGGCUGAGGCUGACAAGGAGACUGUCACCGGUAGCGAGGGUUUCAAGGCUGAACUUGAGAAGAUCACCAAGCCCGCUGUUGUCGUUGCUGCCGCCGCCGCUGCUGCCGCUACCGCUGUCAAGGCUGCCGUCACCCCUGAGAAGGAAGCCGAGACUGCCCCUGAGGAGAAGAAGGAUGACAAGAAGAGCCGCUCUCAGUCUCGCAAGCGUGCCUCCAUCUUCGGAAGCAUAUUGGGUAAGAAGGACAAGGAGGAGGUCAAGGAGGCCCCUGCCGCCGAGACUGCUCCUGUCGAGGAGGCCGCUGCUGCCGAGACUGCUGCUCCUGCUGAGACCACCGAGGCCCCUGCCGCUGAGGCCACUACCGAGGAGGCUGCUCCUGCUGCCGAGACUCCUGCUGAGGAGAAGAAGGAGGAGGCUAAGCCUGCUGCCAAGGCCAAGCGUGCUUCCAUCUUUGGAGACUUCUUCAAGAAGGUCGCUAGCCCCAGCAAGGAGAAGACCGAGGAGGAGGUUGCCCCUGUUGCCAGCACUGCUCCUCAACUCGAGAACCCCGUUGAAGAGACCGCUGCCGAGCCUGAAGCCGUGACCGAGGCUCCCGCCGUUGUUGAAGCUGCGGCUGCUUCUUCCUCCGAGACCCCCGCCGCUGAGGCCACCGAGGAGAAGAAGGAGGAAACCACUCCUGAGAAGCGCCGUACCUCUUUGUUCAGCACCUUGGGCAAGAAGGUCAAGACUGAGAUCAGCUCUGACGGUGAGGCCAGCAAGAAGGUCAACAAGCUUGGUGGUCUCUUCCGCAAGCCCAGCAAGGUCGUGAAGUCCGAGGACGACAAGAAGAAGGAGGUUGCCCCCGCCGAGACCAUUCCUGAGGGUGAAGACAAGCCCGAGCCCAUCGCUAAGGAUGCUCCCGUUGAGGAGGACGCUGCUCCCGCCCCCGUCGAGAAGGCCGAGGCUGUUGUUACCGCUGCCGAACCCGCCACCGUCGCCCCCACUGCGGCCCCUGUCCAGGCUGCUGCUUGA
Molecule: messenger RNA, 1602 nt
Organism: Talaromyces marneffei
Lineage: Eukaryota; Fungi; Ascomycota; Eurotiomycetes; Eurotiales; Trichocomaceae
Exons: 3
Coding region: 1-1602 (533 amino acids)
Source: RefSeq, a predicted model, not a curated record